AUGUCGGGACGGCCCGAAGCACCUGCGGUACUUGGCUGCAGGCAGGCGUGCGGCGACCUUCCAGGGCGCGCUAGCCGAGUGGCCACGUGUGCGGCAGCGGCUGGGGACGGCUACGAGCGAUGGGUUACCUGGAGACGCACGCGGGCGGGGGAACCUUGCAGGAAGGCGGUGCUCGCGUUGGCGGUCGACGCCCUCCGCAGGGUCCCCACGGAGUUCCGCUUGGGCAACCGCCCGGCGGUCGUGGGCGCGGAGAAGCAGCUGACAGCUUCGCCGGGCGGCGGCCAGCGUUCGCGGUCGUGGCGACGGAACCCCAUAUCGCGAACCCAGACUACGCGAGGUACUAGGUACUACGUGGGCGUCCGCUGUAUCAAGGACUUGGCGUCGCUGCGCUUCGACGACGUCAGGUGGGUCGACGAAAUCCAGUUGAGCACGCGGGUGGCGCCUCAGGCUGGCGCGGACCAAGACUUCGGGGCCGGGGCAUAUUAUCAUCAGGCUUUCUACGCACACGUGAGCAUAGUCGUUUUCCACUGGAUGAAGAUUUGGCUGGGGCUAUGGAUUGUCCUGAGGUCCAGCUGCUCGGACUUGAAGCACUUCAUCCCGAGGCUGGUGGCGGUAACUGGCCUGCGAGAAGUCGCGCACCUCUACGGGGGCUUCUUGCUCGACCUCGGCAGCCUCGCGGGGUCUGCGCCAGGGACCUUCGCCCCCGGAGCGCUGCGGUGCGCGCGGGAGCUGCUGGGCCGCGGCAAGAAGGUGGCUGUCGUGGCCGGCACCCCUUCGCGGGCUUCCACCGUUGCUGCUUCUGUCCGACGAGGCGGCAUGCCCGCGGGAGUCCAGGCCUGGUCCUCGGGGGAGCUCGUGUGCAGGGCCCUCGCGGGGCCUGCGAAGGGGCACGCGGGGUCGCUGGACCAGGUCCUCGGCAGGUUCGAGGGCCGCCCACCUCGCGUGUUCGAGCUCAGCUCGGUGGCGAAACCUCGGAGGUGGUCGGACUUCUCGAAUCGAGGCCCCACCCCGAUG
This is a messenger RNA of Prorocentrum cordatum, 1014 nucleotides long. The record is from the annotation of a GenBank genome assembly. Lineage: Eukaryota; Dinophyceae; Prorocentrales; Prorocentraceae.